AUGCUGGAAUUAUGGAAUUAAAGACAAGAAACCCGAACAAUAGGCACUAAGGCUUUGGAAGUCAAAAGGCGCUUAGUGGAGCAGUUAGGAGUAAACUCUAUCUAAGUAAUUAACAAUUCACUCAAGAAUAUGAAUUAAGAGCAGAUAAGAUCAUUGCCUGUUGAUUAAAUAGUAAAUAAUCUCAAGUCAAGCAUGAAUAAUUGUGGCUAGGGAAGUGUGAGCAGCUCUGAACAAGGUAAUUAGUAAAUCAUUGGUGGCUUGAGUACAGUCUCAUAGGUCCAAUCUAACUUACACUAAAGAUAAUAAGCUAUAUAUCAAACUUACAAUCCUAAUUUGUUAAUCUAAAAUCCAGGCCCCAUAGUACAAGGCUAAUGGAACAAGGCUAAAGAUUUAUAACUAAAAACCUAUAGUCAAUCUCAAAGUCCACCUCCUUAGAUGUAACCUCAUCACAUAAAUACAGCCAAUAAUGCCUAUACCAAUCAGAUUCAGGUAACCUUUAAUCAAAACAUGGACAUUAAAACAGAUAGAAAUUUAACUGAAUAGCCUAAUCCUAAUCUGUAAAGAACUCUGCUCUCAAGAAAUAUGAAUGGACCUACUUUCAUCAAUCAUAACAAUAUUAAAAGUAGUGUCUUGCUAACUGGGAAUAAUUCUUAGGAGCAAACAAUGCAGUAUCAAAACUAUAUCAAUUAGGAUAUUACAUCAAGGACAGUAAAUAAUAAAGUUAAACCCAAUCAUCAAUCAAAUAAAAGCAACCAAAAUGUGAACAAAACUUUUGAUCUAAAGAAUGAUAAGUCUAACUUAAGCUAAUUGAUUGAUAAUAGCGCCUAAAAUUUGCUAUCUAGUGAUCAUAUCAAUGCUUAGAAUUUUGAAGCCAGAGCAUUUUCAUUAUCACCAUAAUCCUUAAAUGGCUAAAAGAUAGAUGAAUGGGGAUUACUAGCAAAGUAUUAAGAUUUUAAAGAAUAAUAAAGGACAAUGCAAGAGAGACAACAAAAGAUGCAAUAGAAAUAGAAUUUUAAACAGAAUCUUGAUAAUCAUACAGACUUGAAAGUCAAAAACACUCUGUAUAAGAAGGCAUUUGACUAAGUCAUAGACAGGAAAGUAGUAGAGUACGAUAUGAAUAUGAAGCAAAAGCAUGACGAUAUGAUUAAUAAGAGAAAUCUAGAGAGCAGAGCUAAGAGAAGAGAUUUAGAAUAGAGAGAGCUGAAAAUGAGGUCUACUAUAAUCUAAGAAAAUAAACUGAUAAAAUAGCAAGAAGAGUAAGGCUAUUUAUAGUAUUUAUCACAGUAAGAGGGAUAGUGGGGCGAGAUUUAGUAAAAAGAAAGAGAGAAGAUCAAUGUUAGUAGGAGAAUGAUCAAAGAAGGCUUAGAUAUGCAAUUGGAGAUUAAGCAGUAAAGGCGCUAAAAGCUUUAAGAAGAUGAGAAGUUUUUCGGAGCAGUUUUUAAUGCGAAGGCAGAGCUUGACAAUUAGAAAAGACAAUAGAAUCUGAUUAAAAUGAAUAAAUACAUAAAUCAGCAGGACUACAAGUCAUUGCCUUAAUAACUUGACAAGUAAAUCUAGGAUAAGCAUUAAAGGAUACAGCAGAUAGUCUAAAAUGAUAUUUCUUAUGCUGAAUAAGUAAAGAAGAAAGAGUAAGAGUACUAUGAGCAGAUGUAGUAGUAGUCAUAAUAGAAGCAACAACAAGUUUUGAACCUUAAAUAACUGCUCUAGUAACAAAUAAAAUCUAAUUCCAAAAGGUCAAUGGGGAAAGGUGACCUUAACUAUUCCGCUCUGAAUGGAAUGAAUGAAAGGGAAAGACUGCUUAAUAAACAAUAAUUAGAGGAGAUGUACCAUGCCUACUAGAAUAUGAGCCAAGUAUAAGGGUAGAAUUCUCAAAUAGCGAACAGUGAUGCUAAUAUACUCAAUACUCGUUAGUAACCAAUGCAGUCAUAAUCUAGAUCAGAGAAUAGAUAAGCUAGUAAAGCAAUAGUUAAUGUUUAAAAUAAAGGUGAUGGAUAAGGCAUUUCUUAGAUUGGGCAAAGAGUUUAAGCAAAUGGUAAAAACCCACUAAGAUAGAGUGAAAGUAAACUUUAGGAUAUUGAGUUUGAACUACCAAAAAUUGAUUUGAUGAGAAGAAAUAGAGAAUUUAGGCCAAUUUAGUGA
Messenger RNA from Stylonychia lemnae, 2139 nucleotides. The record is from the annotation of a GenBank genome assembly. Lineage: Eukaryota; Ciliophora; Spirotrichea; Sporadotrichida; Oxytrichidae.